AUCAUACCAACGUAACCAUAACAACGCAGACGCAUGGGUUAAAAAUAUCUCCCAUAAGCAACUCACUGAUCAACAGAAACAAGUAUUAGCCAAAGGAUUGAAUUACAACGCAGCUGACGCGAAGAAACUAGAUUUUAUCGCCGACCUCGAAUCAGCUUUGAAGCAGGCGGUGUGCGAACUACGGCCGCAAUGCAUUUUGGCGUUUUCGCGCCAUGUAAAUUUCCUGAUGUCAUUUGCAUUUUGACUGCGGUCGUAUGCACAUCUCUGCUGUAAAAUAAUUAAUGAUUAUUUGGGAAUAUAUUAAUACUUAAAUGGGGAUAAACUGUCUUUUGCCAUUCGUUAAAUACUCUACAAACGUACGUGAAUAUAAAUAGAUUUUCUGGGCAAACUAUUGCGGUAGAUGCAUCGUGUUGGAUACAUAAAUCGCUGGCAAUUUCUGUAUCACAAACAGGAACUAGAGAAAGGUGAGAAGCUUGAUAACAGUAUAUUCCUAUUUUUACUAAAAUAAAAAAACUGUUAUAUAAACUAUAAUUAUUUUCGUAAAGGUUUUCCCGAAUAUUCAACAGCCACAUACAACCACUGAAGGAUGCUGGGGUGAUCCCUUUGAUGGUCUUCGAUGGCUUGGCAUUGCCAGCGAAAGAAAAGGAAAAUGCUCGUCGACAAAGGUUUAUAUAUUUCAAAAUCUUCGAUUUCCAACGCUUGCAUUCAUGCUUUGACCAGACUUGACAGAGCUUCGUCAUUGUAUUUGCUAUUUAUUAAAUUAUAAUUUGUUCUUCUAUUAUUACAAACAGUGAAAGACGAGAGAGAAUGGAGAAAGCGCAAACAAAAAAUAUUAGUACGACACAAAGAAAUAAACUCGCAAGUCAGGGUCAGGAAAAAACAUACCAUGAUGUUGUAGAAUGUAUAAAGGUAUUGUUUGAUGUUUAUACUACUAUAGCUUCCAACUCAGCUAAAGUAGACUGCAGCUACCUUUCCUUUAUGUUUUAGCUAUGUUUGUGCCAGAGGGUCAAGUAUGUUGUAUCUCCUUACGAAUCAGAUGCCCAAAUUGCCUUUCUCCUCAAGAAUGGGUAUGCUGAUGUUGCUGUGACAGAGGAUUCAGACCUCUUGGUUUAUGGCUGUGAAAAGGUAAGUUUCUAUGGAUAGUUUUUUCUCUAACUAUAGUAUUUGUCUGUAUUCAGAAGAACUUUUAAAUAUCAAAUAAUCCCUUCUUUCUAGUUGGCCCUUUUUUGUAGAGUUGAAAGCCCACACCCCACCCCCCCACAACUACUACCAUCGCUGUGUUGUCCUAAAACUCAAAACUGAUCAUAAAUUUACUCUCGCUAAGGCCUUUUCUUCCAUAUAUGCUCCCAUUUAAGUGUGCCUGAAUAAGCUACAUGCAUAAGAUGAUAAGAGCUAGUUGUAAGCCCCAUUGUUUCCUGCUGACCAAGUUCCAGGCUAGAGACUUGUGGCCCAAGUUUUAUACCAAAAGCAACAUUGAGUGUAUUUCAUAUCUUUUAAGGUUAUUUUUAAGCUUGGAAUGACUGGUCAUGGAGAGUACUUCGAGUUGAAUAACAUUCUAGCUUUUUGGGCUAAAUACAACAAACACAGAAUUUGUGCAUGGUUCCAUUGCAGCUGGGUGUGAUUAUCUAAGUAAUGUUAGAGGAGUAGGUAUCCACAGGGCAUUUUCCUUUGUAAAAUCUGGGAAACUGUUCGAGGAACUGAAGAAAAAACACUCACCUGCGAAUUAUGAAGAUCUCUUUCAAAUGGCACUGGCAGUCUUCCAGCACCAGUCAGUAUUUAACUCAACAUUGUUGACUGUCCAGCCAUUGAACCCAUGGACUGAGGAUCCAGGAGAUGAAGUUAAAUAUUUUUGUGGACUGUAUCCAUUUUAA
Molecule: messenger RNA, 1871 nt
Organism: Paramuricea clavata
Lineage: Eukaryota; Metazoa; Cnidaria; Anthozoa; Malacalcyonacea; Plexauridae
Source: the annotation of a GenBank genome assembly